GCUGGUAGUCAAAGAACGCCGUGGGAAGGAAAAUAACAUUGGUCCACAAUUCUCCGUUUUUCGCAAAUUUUCUUCGCUUUUUCCUUUCAUUUUCCAUAGCAGAAGACUCAAAGGAAAUAAUGGCAGCGUUGCUGGACGGAGUAUUUGAGGGUGAACUUCAGAAGAAAGUCGCCACUUCGCGGAUCCUGGUUGUGGGGGCGGGCGGAGUGGGUUGUGAAGUGCUUAAAAAUCUCGUGAUGUGCGCCUUCCAGAACAUUGAGAUUAUUGAUCUGGACACAAUUGAGGUGAGCAACCUGAACCGGCAGUUCCUGUUCCAUCGAGAGCAUGUGGGGAAGUCGAAGGCGCAGGUGGCGAGAGAAAGUGCACUGGCAUUCAAUCCUGACACGAAUAUUGUGGCUCAUCAUGACAGUAUUACUGACACAAAGUUCGGCGUGACUUACUUUCAGGGUUUUGAUGUGGUGCUGAAUGCCCUGGACAAUCGUGUGGCGAGGAACCAUGUGAAUAGGAUGUGCCUGACAGCAAAGGUUCCUCUUAUCGAGACAGGCACUUCAGGGUACAAUGGUCAGGUGGAGCUGAUUCAGAAGGGUGUCACGCCAUGCUACGAGUGCACACCGAAAGCAAAAGAGAAGACAUUUCCGGGCUGCACGAUUAGAAACACGCCCUCAGAGUUGAUUCACUGCAUCGUGUGGGCGAAGCAUCUCUUCAAUCAACUCUUCGGUGAAGACAAUGCGGAUGAGGAUGUGUCGCCAGACACUGCGGAUCCCGAGGCGGCUGGAGAUGCGGGCCAGGAGGCACUGGAGACACAGAGCAAUAAUGUGGGCAACGUGGAGAGGCAGAGCACGCGUGCCUGGGCGCAGAGCAUUGAUUACGAUAGCGAGAAGCUCUUCAACAAACUUUUCCAUGACGAUAUCAAGUAUCUCCUGAGCAUGGCGAAUCUCUGGAAGAAGCGCACACCACCGGAACCACUCAAAUUCGGCGUGGGAACGGCCACGGGUUCUCAGACUGAGGAUUAUGAGGGAAUGGCGCGCGAUCAGAAGGUGUGGAAUCUGGAGAAGAGCACUCAGGUGUUCAGUGAGAGUGUCUCGGCACUCAGGAGUGCCCUCAAGGCUCUUCCUAGCGGUGACACUCUCGUCUGGGACAAGGAUGAUGCAGAUGCAAUGGAUUUUGUUACUUCAUGCGCCUGCAUUAGGGCCACAAUCUUCCACAUCGCCACGAAGAAUCGAUUCGAAGUGAAGAGCAUGGCGGGUAAUAUUAUCCCCGCAAUCGCUACGACGAACGCAAUUGCGGCUGGAAUGGCAGUACUGCAUCUGCUGAAAGUCCUCAAGGGUCAAAUUGAGUCCUGUCAGUCCGUGUACAUGCGACUCCGACCGAAUCCGCAGAACCAGAUCAUCGUCCGAGAGAAAUUUCUGGCCAAGCCGAAUCCCGAGUGCGCCGUGUGUUCCGUGAAGCCACAGAUUGUGGUGCGCGUGAAUGUGACUGCGAUGCUUGUGGGCGAUUUCCGAAAGAGCGUUCUUCUGGAGAAACUGGGCACGAAGACGCCUGACGUGAUUCUGGAUGGCAAGGGCGCUAUCGUGAUUAGUUCAGAGGAGGGCGAAGAGGAUCUCAAUGAUGCGAAAUUGCUGCAAGAGAUGGGAAUUGUGGAUGGGUGCAUCCUGAAGGUGGACGAUUUUCAGGAUAACAAUCAAAUCACUCUGGUGAUAGUCAACGAUGAGAAGCAAGAUGCCAAGUCUUUCGAAGUCACCAUUGACGCUGGAGCGGAAAAGAAAAUACCUGAAGAGGAGGAGGAGAAGGAGAUUUCUCGAGAGGAACCAGAGGAGGAGGAGCCGGCGGCCAAGAAGCCCAGGAUGGAGGACAGUGAGCCGGGCAGCAGCAAACAACCAGUGGAAGACGACGACAGUGAUCUGGAGAUUAUAGAGUCAGAUGAUGAAGUUCCAGCCCCGACCACCAGUACCGCCGGGACAAAAAGAAAGUCUGGUCUGGAGAAAGAGGAGGAGCCGACGGAGAAGAAGCAGAGAGUAAUUGAGACCUUCUCAGUCGAUGAUGAUGAUGACGAUGUGGUCUGGGUGGAUUAGAAGCGAUGCAGUCUUGCUAUUUAUCUUCAAUGUCAUACAUUCAACUAUAUUUUCAAUUAUAUUUCAAUAAAAUGAUGAGAAGAGAAAAAAAUCUGGGAAUUUGAACA
Molecule: messenger RNA, 2179 nt
Organism: Phlebotomus argentipes
Lineage: Eukaryota; Metazoa; Arthropoda; Insecta; Diptera; Psychodidae
Gene: Uba2
Product: SUMO-activating enzyme subunit 2
Exons: 5
Coding region: 120-2072 (650 amino acids)
Biological process (GO): protein sumoylation
Cellular component (GO): SUMO activating enzyme complex; cytoplasm
Molecular function (GO): SUMO activating enzyme activity
Source: RefSeq, a predicted model, not a curated record